GCCCAGCUCGGUUCAGGAUCGAAGCUCUUUUUUUGUUUAUUCGAAGGGGGAAGAUGACGUCUUGACGUAACAGGUGACGCAAACACUUUUGUGGGUUAACAUGAAGUUAGACUGCGUGAAAAGGACAAACUGCAGCUUUAGAAACCGAUGGGACCAGAACUGGACUCGAAGCGGUUUUAGAGACUUGACAGUCCAGUUGGACUGGUGUCGUGUCCACGAUAGGCUCCAGUCCCCCAUGACGCUGAUGUUUGGAUUUGAUGUCCCAGUGAUCAUGCACCGUUCUGAUGAGGAAGAGUCUGUGGUACCAAUCCCAGAGAAGCACAUGGUUCAGGUUCUGAACCCCUUUGGACUACAGCUCGGGUCUGGACCUGCUUCUGUCACUGAUGGUGUGUCCGUGAAAGCGUUCUGCCUGGAGCCCUGUAUCCUGACCUGUUUCUGGGGCUGUGGGGUCAGUGCCCUGCAGGGGGCGCUUGAGGCCCAGCAUUACGGUCCGAGGCUCAGCACCCCUCACCAACACUUUCAGGAGGCCCUGCAGUCCCAUUGCCAGUACUUCCAGACCUUCCUUAUCAGCAGCGAUGACUGGGAAGAGCGCCGCUCUCAAAUCUCCGCGGCGCAGGGGAUCACUGAUUUUGGCUUGUUGCCACGGGAACAGUAUCCUCUGGUGGCCAUUUUGACGCUAGCAGAGCCGGACCUUGCACACAAGUACAACAUUGUUGCCAGCGUGACAGUUAUUCAUGUUCCUGACAACAGACACAGACUAUGUGCUCGGAUCCUGUUUCAGCACCUGGUGACUUCGCAGGGAAACGUGUAUGAGUUAAAGCCACUCUUCAUGGCAACUGACAGAGGAGAGGUUCCUGGUCCUCCUGACUCAGACCACAAUGACCAGCACAAUCCAGUUCUGGAGGACUGGGGGGAAGCAAAAGCCAGAGACUGUGUGGUUUGUCAGAAUGCUGCCGUCAACAGAGUGCUGCUGCCCUGCAGACAUGCCUGCGUGUGCGACAGCUGCCUGUCACACUUCCAGCACUGCCCUAUCUGCAGGGCCUUCAUCCUGGAGUCCUUUGCCUUGUUGAACUCAGCAGCGAGCACAUAGACCGCCUUACUGCAGGAUGAUGAGAUUCAAACAGAAACUUUUAUGUUUCAAAGUGUUCAAUUGGACUGCAAAUACAGUGAAGACAAUAAAAACACCAAAUCCACCACGCAUGCCUUUUAGCUGAUUUAUUAAAAAAAAAACCUUUGAAGGCUGUCAUGUCAGGUGGAAGUGUGAUCAGGUGUAGGUGCUGUGUGCUUUAAUUUAUCUGCAGCAGCCAAGUUUAUCCCAUGAUCAGCAUGUCCGGCUGUUUUCACUUGUUAGCGCACUUUCUCAAGAACCAGUUGACCAAAUUUCAUUACUUUUUUUUUUUAGCACAAGUGUGUACUUGGGUCAUCAUCUGACACUUUACUGAUUUGUGGGGACUGGGGGGGGUACACCAUCUCCUGAUGUCUCAUUCUUGUAGCUGAGAGUCCACCAGCUCAUAUUAGAGGUGAAGCAGUUCACCCUGGACACUAACUGAGCAGGUUUCUCUACGUAGGCGUGGAGGUGCAUCAGGAAGGACAUCUGUGUGUGAAAUUUGUGCCAAAUCAUGGAUCUGUACUGGAACAGCUGGUUUGCUAUCACUUGUAGCAAUAAAUGUUGAAAAUAAAGCUAUUUUCAGGCACAUGA
Messenger RNA from Thalassophryne amazonica, 1699 nucleotides. RefSeq names its product cell growth regulator with ring finger domain 1 (gene cgrrf1). Gene Ontology annotation, biological process: negative regulation of cell growth. The coding region runs from base 101 to 1090 and encodes 329 amino acids. Lineage: Eukaryota; Metazoa; Chordata; Actinopteri; Batrachoidiformes; Batrachoididae. The record is from RefSeq and is a predicted model, not a curated record. The transcript is spliced from 6 exons.